AUGUCCAGCAAACUGCUUUGUAAGAAACGUCGACUGUCUGGAGCAGAUUCCAAGGACUGUUCUACUACAAACUCUCCAAUGUUUGGAUUUCCCUCUGGAACAAACAAAGCAAUGCCAAAAGCUGGUGAAACAGACAUAGAUGAAGGUCUUUACUCUAGGCAGCUGUAUGUCCUGGGUCAUGAGGCAAUGAAGCAUCUCCAGACAUCCAGUGUACUGAUAUCUGGCCUGCGGGGCCUUGGUGUGGAAAUUGCCAAGAAUAUCAUCCUUGCAGGGGUCAAGGCUGUCACCCUGCAUGACCAAGGCACUGCCCAGUGGAUUGACCUGUCCUCACAGUUCUACCUUCGGGAAGAAGACAUUGGCAAAAACCGAGCUGAAGUAUCUCAGCCCCAUCUUGCUGAACUGAACAGCUAUGUGCCUGUCAGCGUCUAUACUGGGCCCCUGGUGGAAGACUUCCUUAGUGGUUUCCAGGUAGUGGUUCUCACAGACACUCCUCUAGAGUAUCAGCUGCAGGUGGGUGAGAUUUGCCAUAACCAUAGGAUCAAGCUGGUGGUUGCAGACACCCGGGGCCUGUUUGGGCAACUCUUUUGUGAUUUUGGUGAGGAAAUGAUACUUGUAGAUUCCACUGGAGAGCAACCACUCAGUGCAAUGGUUUCUAUGGUUACCAAGGAUAACCCUGGAGUUGUCACCUGCCUAGAUGAAUCUCGGCAUGGAUUUGAGAGUGGUGACUUUGUAUCAUUCACAGAAGUCCAGGGAAUGAGUGAACUCAAUGGCCUCCAUCCCACUGAGAUCACAGUGCUGGGUCCUUACACCUUUAGUAUAUGUGAUACCUCUAACUUCUCUGACUAUAUUCGUGGAGGCAUUGUCAGUCAAGUCAAAGUAUCUCAGAAGAUUGGUUUUAAGUCCUUAGGAGCCUCUUUGUCAGAACCAGACUUUGUAAUAACAGACUUUGCUAAAUAUUCUCGCCCUGCUCAGCUGCAUGUUGGCUUCCAGGCUCUUCAUCAGUUCUGUGCUCAGCAUAGCAGGGCACCUAGGCCCCACAAUGAGGAAGAUGCAGUAGAACUGGUAGCCUUAGCACAAGCUGUGAAUGCUCAAGCUCUACCUGCAGUUCAGCAGGAAAAUCUGGAUGAAGAUCUCAUCCAGAAGUUGUCCUAUGUAGCUGCUGGGGAUUUGGCACCAAUGAACGCCUUCAUUGGAGGCCUGGCUGCUCAGGAAGUCAUGAAGGCCUGUUCUGGAAAGUUCAUGCCCAUCAGGCAGUGGCUGUAUUUUGAUGCCCUUGAAUGUCUCCCUGAGGACAAAGUAGCCUUUAUGGAAGACAGGUGUCUGCCGCACCAGAACCGUUAUGAUGGACAAGUGGCUGUUUUUGGAUCAGACCUGCAAGAGAAGCUUGGCAAGCAGAAAUAUUUCCUGGUGGGUGCAGGCGCUCUUGGCUGUGAACUGCUCAAGAACUUUGCCAUGAUUGGGCUAGGUUGUGGGGAAGAUGGCCAAAUCACAGUAACAGACAUGGACACCAUUGAGAAGUCUAAUCUGAAUCGACAGUUUCUCUUCCGUCCCUGGGAUGUUGCAAAACUAAAGUCUGACACAGCUGCCACAGCAGUACGCCAAAUUAAUCCCCACAUAAGGGUGAUGAGUCACCAGAACCGUGUGGGCCCUGAUACAGAGCAUGUCUAUGACGAUGACUUUUUCCAGAACUUGGACGGUGUGGCCAAUGCUUUGGACAGUGUGGAUGCACGCUUAUACAUGGACCGCCGCUGUGUGUACUAUCGUAAGCCUCUGUUGGAAUCUGGUACUCUGGGGACCAAAGGGAAUGUGCAGGUGGUCAUUCCCUACCUGACUGAGUCUUACAGCUCUAGCCAGGACCCACCUGAGAAAUCUAUUCCUCUUUGCACACUGAAAAACUUCCCUAACGCUAUCGAGCACACCUUGCAGUGGGCUCGGGAUGAGUUUGAAGGACUCUUCAAGAAGCCGGCAGAAAUCGUCAACCAUUACCUCAUAGAUCCCAAGUUUGUGGAGCAAACACUACGUCUGGCAGGGAACCAGCCUUUGGAAGUAUUGGAGGUUGUGCAGCGUAGCUUGGUGCUACAGCUGCCCCAUAGCUGGUGUGACUGUGUAACAUGGGCUUACCACCAUUGGCAUACCCAGUACUCUGACAACAUCCAGCAGUUGCUGUACAACUUCCCUCCUAACCAGCUUUCAAGCUCAGGAGUGUUGUUCUGGUCUGGGCCCAAACGCUGCCCUCAUCCACUCAUCUUUGAUGUGAACAACGCCCUGCAUCUGGACUAUGUGAUGGCUGCUGCCAAUCUGUUUGCCCAGACGUAUGGACUGACAGGGUCUCAGGAUCGCACUGCUGUAGCAAGCUUCCUACAAUCCCUUCAGGUCCCCAAGUUUACUCCCAAGUCUGGCAUCAAGAUUCAUGUUUCUGACCAGGAGCUACAGAAUGCCAGUGCUUCUAUUGAUGAUGUCCAACUAGAAAAAAUCAUUGCGACCCUUCCAAGUCCAGUUAUGCUCCCUGGAUUCAAGAUGUACCCUAUUGACUUUGAAAAGGAUGAUGACAGUAACUUCCAUAUGGAUUUCAUUUUGGCUGCAUCCAACCUCCGGGCAGAGAACUAUGAUAUUUCCCCUGCAGACCGGCAUAAGAGCAAGCUGAUUGCAGGGAAGAUCAUCCCUGCCAUUGCGACCACCACAGCAGCUAUAGUUGGCCUUGUGUGUCUGGAGUUGUACAAGGUGGUCCAGGGACACCAGCAGCUUGAGUCAUAUAAAAACAGUUUCAUCAACUUGGCCCUGCCCUUCUUCAGCUUCUCUGCACCCCUUCCUCCACCACAUCACCAGUAUUAUGAGCAUGAGUGGACUUUGUGGGAUCGCUUUGAGGUACAAGGCAUGCAGCCUGAUGGUGAAGAGAUGACCCUGAAGCAAUUCCUAGAGUAUUUUAAGAGGGAGCACAGAUUAGAGAUCACCAUGCUAUCUCAGGGUGUGUCUAUGCUCUAUUCCAUGUUUAUGCCAGCCACCAAGCUUAAGGAAAGAUUGAAUCAGCGAAUGACUGAGAUUGUGAGCUGUGUUUCAAAGCAAAGCCUAGGCCAUCACGUACGGACCCUGGUACUUGAACUAUGUUGCAACAACCAAAGUGGAGAGGACAUCGAAGUCCCUUAUGUACGAUACAUCAUACGCUGA
Messenger RNA from Dipodomys spectabilis (banner-tailed kangaroo rat), 3165 nucleotides. RefSeq names its product ubiquitin-like modifier-activating enzyme 1. Gene Ontology annotation, cellular component: SUMO activating enzyme complex; cytoplasm. Gene Ontology annotation, biological process: protein sumoylation. Lineage: Eukaryota; Metazoa; Chordata; Mammalia; Rodentia; Heteromyidae. The transcript has 25 exons. Gene Ontology annotation, molecular function: SUMO activating enzyme activity. The record is from RefSeq and is a predicted model, not a curated record. The coding region runs from base 1 to 3165 and encodes 1054 amino acids.